AUUUCCACUAUAUAAACACUUCUCCAUCCGCUCCACCAACCAUCUCAGAUCGAAUUGGAAUCAUCCAUCACGCAAACCAGAUCAGUUUCGAUUCACUAUUCCCUCUUGAUUUGAAGAGCUCAAUGGCUUCUUCAAUGGCUAUCAGGAGAGCUGCCGCCGCCACUUCUUCUCUCUUCAACAGGCUCGUCGGCCCUGCCCGCCAGGCCGCCGCCGCCCCUUCCGUUUUCCGAUCGUUCAACACCAACGCUCAGAUGAAGGCCUACGAGGACGACGACCGCUCUGUUGACGUUCGCCGCCGCGAGGCUUCUUCCCCUGGCUACGUUUCAGAUUCGUUUGAUCCGUUGUCGCCGCCGAGGAGCGUGAGCCAGCUGCUGAACAUGAUGGACCAAUUGAUGGACAAUCCUCUGGCGGCGUCGUUCGGCGGAUUCCCUGCCGCCGCCGCGGCGGCGCCGAGGAGGGGAUGGGACGUGAAGGAGGACGACAAUGCGCUGUACAUCAACAUGGACAUGCCGGGGCUGGGGAAGGGCGACGUGAAGGUGUGGGUGGAGGAGAACACGCUGAUGAUCAAAGGCGAGGAGGCCGGGAAGGAGGCGAAGGAGGACGGGGAGGAGUACGCGCGGAGGAGGUAUUCGACGAGGCUCGACAUUCCGGCGAACCUGUACAAGCUGGACGCCAUUAAAGCGGAGAUGAAGAACGGAGUGCUGAAGGUGGCCGUUCCCAAGGUGAAGCAGGAGGAGAGGAAGGAUGUCUUCCAGGUCAACGUUGACUGAAUGAAUGGUUUUGAAUGUUUUUUUUUUUUUGGGUUUUUGGAAUUAGGGGUGAGAUGAGUGCCUAGUGGUUUUGGUUCUGCAAAUAAAAGUGGAUUUCUGAAAUGAAGGUUUGAAAUGUUC
Cuscuta campestris is the source of this 890-nucleotide messenger RNA. NCBI's taxonomy places the organism in Eukaryota, Viridiplantae, Streptophyta, Magnoliopsida, Solanales, Convolvulaceae. The record is from the annotation of a GenBank genome assembly.